Messenger RNA from Anthonomus grandis grandis, 4415 nucleotides. RefSeq names its product zinc finger protein 236-like. The transcript is spliced from 23 exons. The record is from RefSeq and is a predicted model, not a curated record. The coding region runs from base 128 to 4282 and encodes 1384 amino acids. NCBI's taxonomy places the organism in Eukaryota, Metazoa, Arthropoda, Insecta, Coleoptera, Curculionidae.
UUAUUUUUUUGUUUAUGUUUUGAUUGUUCUGUGUAAAUAUAUUUAAAAAAGCAAAAAAUACUAAUACAAUUAAUAAAUUCCAGUUUUUUGUCGAUGAUUUUUUUACGCCUUUAGGAUUACAUUAAACAUGGAAAAUAUUUCUAUAUUCAACAGUGAAAACUUGGUAACUGUUAAUGUGGUCUCUGGCUCAGAGAAAGAUCUUCAGAGUCCAACAGUGCUUCAAAACUUUUUUAUGAAGCAGCUUGAUAAUAAUACUGUAGAGCUAGUUCUCUGUGAGGAUCCUUGUACUGGGGUUCCACAAGACUCUGUAGAUGCUCAAACUGGAACAUCAGACAACAAUAGUGAAGAAAAAGCUGUGCAUCCACUAAACUUCUCAACAGUGUCAACGAUUCAGCCAAAAGGGAGUUCUAAUGAAGUUGCUAUGAUAAUGGGUAUGCAAAACACAGUUAUUCACCACACAUCUAAAUCUACCAGUCCUAAUCUAUUGAAUCUGUCUACAGUUUCAAAAUUUCAAGGCAGUCAAUCAUUACCUAAUACAUUGAAAACAAAAUCAAAGCUUAUGAAUGUAUUUGUUUACCAAUGCUUUAAUUGUUCAGAACAAUUUAGUAGUUCAACAUUAUUUAGGCAACAUUUAAAGUGGCAUAAACAGAAAAAACCAUUCAAUUGUACAAAAUGUUCUGCUGGGUUUAACAUAGAAAAUAAUCUUAAGGUUCACCAAGUAUUAAACCAUAUAGGAAAUCUAAAUUAUUGCCCAAUUUGUCCUAAGAUGGUGUUUCACCGGAAAGCUGGAUUAAGGUCACACAUUUUAGUGCACCAAGUUGAGGAAAUACUUAUAUGUGAUGAAUGUGGUGGAGAAUACUUAACAGAUGAUGAAUUGAUAAAGCACAUGGAGAGUCAUGUGGUAAUCAAAGAAACAAAGAAAAUGCCUGAUAGUUUACUGUGUCCAUACUGUAAGGUGGAUUUUCCAGAUAAGGUUGACUAUAAGCAGCACAUUGAUAAACAUAUGGAAGUAAACAGAAAUGUUCUUAAGGGUAAAAAGACAAGAAGACAGAAGCAGAUUAAGGGAGACUAUGUAUGUAAAUUUUGUUGGAAAAUAUUCUUAAAGCUGUCUUUACUUGUAAGGCAUGAAAGAAUACAUACUGGAGAAAGACCCCAUAAGUGUACUGUAUGUGGUAAAGCAUUCACACAAAGCAAUACUUUACAAAUUCACAUGUACAAUCAUACAGGGGAGAAACCUUAUAAAUGUACAUUAUGCUCUGCCAAAUUUAAUCAAAAAGGAAAUUUAAGAACUCACGUAAAGAAAACCCAUACAGCCCCAAAAGGCAAUCAAAAAGUAUACAAAUGCAUAAAGUGCACAUGCAUUUUUACAAAAGUUGCCACACUAAAUGCCCACAUGACGAAAGUGCAUCUUAAUGAUGAAGACAUGGACACAGACUCAGAAAGUGUCAUUGAUAAGGUUAUGGGUAGUUUAAAGUUGCUCAAUAAUGUAAGCAGUGCUUUAAAGGAAAAUAAUUCCUUAUCACCUACAACACUGUCUUCACCUCACGUCAAAGGCACAAACGUGAUAAAAGUGACAGAAAAUCGUGUAGAAGGUGGAGUGCGUAGAUAUUCAAUACGCCAAAAGAAAAUCGGCGAUGUUCGAUGGUAUUUUUGUAAUUACUGUACCGAAAAAUUUAAAAAACCUUCGGACGUUAUUAGACAUUUUCGGACUCAUACUUUGGAAAAACCUUUUCAGUGUACCAAAUGUUCGCGAGCUUUUUCUCUAAAAUCUACGCUAAGAUAUCACUUAAGAGUACACCAAAGAGCUGAAAUGGAAGCUAAGGUAACACGAGAGCAUUAUAUUAAAACUGUGAAUACUGCAAACGAUAGGGUCCAUGUAUUAAAUAAAACAGCAACUAUUCCUCACACAGCUACAAUAGUAUCAGGAAAUUAUAUGGAAACAGCUGCUUUCCAGCAAAAUCCUCAUGGCGCUGUAUCACCUUUAAUGGAAGGCUCUCUAAAGCAGCCUCUCUUUCACACAAAAGAUGGUAUUUUUCCAGUAAAACCGCCAAAAUCUCGAAUACCCAAUACCGGCACAGAAUCCCCUUUAGAAAGACCGCAUCAGUGUGAAUAUUGCAAGGCAAGAUUUACCAGAUUUAUGGCACUAAGAAGGCAUAUGAUGCAGCACAUGAAUAUUCAAAAAUUUAAGUGUCGCUUCUGUUUAAAGUCAUUUGCGAUGAAAUAUAAAUUAACUGAACACAUAAAAACUCAUAACCUCGAACAUGAUUUCAAAUGUGAUAUUUGUGAUAAGACAUUUGUGAAUAGUACACUUUUGAAGCGACAUUUAGUAAUUCAUACAGAUGUUAGACCUUACAUAUGCCCCUAUUGCUAUAAGUACUUUAAAACAGUAACAAUGUGUAGGUGGCAUAUAAAACAUGUGCAUAAAAACCAUACAGAUGUUGGUGGAGGAGAAUUAGGUCCAAAUAAUCUAAAUUUACCAGAAAAGACAGUUAUAAGUCCUGAAAAUUCUAUUAAGCAACAAUUAGUGGACUCGAGUGGUAAUGCAAAUGUCUCUACUGAAAAUGGCCUGCAAAUGAUAUAUUUAGAUUUGGUUGGCAAUAAUGAUGAGUUUGAAAGUGCUUCGAUACCAUCUAUAAAAUUACAUAAUGACUCCUACUUCUGCAACCCUCUAAACCAUGUGCUGACAGACACCACAAAAACGGAUAUAAUAGUAAACACAAAUGAAGUUUUAAAUUCCAGUGAUGCAAGUAAAAAUAAUAGCUUAACAACUAUUAACGUAAUUGAUGAUGGGCCUGGACUAUCAGCUGUUAAUUUGGCAGAGUUGCCUAUAAGCCUUAGUGAUACAGGCUCGGACAACAAUAUUAUUAAUACUGAUAUGAUACCUUGUGAUGCCACAGUUUUUUGCAUUAACUGUCAUAAACUGUUUUCUGAUCCAAUUAUCUUUUUAAAGCAUUUAUGUUCUGGAGAAGUGUCAAUAAUCAAGGAAAACGAUCUAGGAGAUAAAAUUACGGUAAAACCAACUAGUGAUAAUGUCCCUGUAGCAGAAAGACAGAGUUUUGAGAGUAAAAGUCCAGCUUCAGUUGUAGAAAACUUAGGAUUGGAUAUUGAAAAAAUUAAAAGUUUUCCAAGUAAAAACGCCUUAUUGAAAGACAUAGAAAAGCUGGAAGCAUCAAAGAACUUUGAAUGCAAAUACUGCAGCUUUAAAACAUGUUUGCAGGAAAAGUAUAAAAAGCAUCUACUAGAGCAUCAAAAUCUUACUGAUAGAGUUUGUAGAUUUUGUUGCAAGGAGUUUAGAAAACCUUCAGAUCUUAAACGCCACAUAAGAACCCAUACUGGCGAAAAACCAUUCGAAUGUCAAACCUGCCACAAAAAAUUCUCUCUGAAGUCAACAUUGUUCUCUCAUAUGAAUACUCACGAUAUUGUUAGUACUACCAAGAUUUCUUGUGAUGUCUGUAAUUCCGUAUUUACUACGAAAUCUAGCCUGAAAGUUCAUAUGCUUUUGCAUACAGGGGCGAGACCACAUACAUGUCAUUUUUGCGACCAGAAGUUUAGAACAUCAGCCAUUCGUAAAACGCACGAAUUUAAUGUUCAUUUAAAGCAGCAGAAUAAAGCAAAAGCUGAAAACCCUGUUCGGGUUGCGGCUGAGCAAGUUGGCGAAGAAGUAAAAAACAAAGAAUCAAAUACUGAAGACAAGGCUUCAGCACAGUCUAUUGUAUCUUCCAUACCAGAAAGAGCGAUAAUCCUAAACCCAGAGGGAACUACCAUGGCGUUAGACCAGGUUCUCUUUUUUCCGGAACAAUCAAACUCUGAUAUAAUUUUAACUGCUGAAAGCGGCAUGCCGAUUACUUUAGGUGACCUAUCAGUUUUGGGUCUGGACAAUAUCGAAAUUACUGAUACUAGUCAAGCUGUUCAAGAAAACUUGCACAAAAAUCCUGACUCAACUCAAAAACAAAAAAAAGUGGUGUGCGAUAUUUGUCAUAAAAUGUAUUCAUCCAAAGAUGUAUUAAGAAAGCACAAAAAGAAGUUGCAUGGUCAGAAUAAGAAGUUUCCUUGCAUUAAGUGUGAUAAAGGUUAUGAUCAACUGGAAGAACUGAAUAAACAUAUAGCAAAAUUACAUACUGGAAGUCGCCCCUACGAGUGUCCAUAUUGCAAAAACAGCUUUGGAGAGGAGAACAGUAUGAAAACGCAUAUAAAAAGAAUGCAUUUAGAUUCAACGGUGGAUCACAAGAUGGCCGUUAGUACUCAGGCCCAAGAAUUUGAGCUGUGCUACUUAGCAAAAUAAGAAUAUAAUAAAGUAGGGGAUGCUACAUUCAUAUAAGUUUAUUAAAUACCUCUCCAUCUUUUUAAAAAUAUUUUAUUUAUAAUAGAUUUUAUUGUAUAUAAUAUAUUGUAAUAGAUAUAUUUAUCAACCUUUA